CUCGCCUCCGCGACAAAAUAAAGUUCCAUUUCACAAAAGUAGGUACUUUUAGUUUAGUUUAUCACGUCUUCUGGGUGAGUCGAUUAGAUCUUCAAUCUUCAUUAUGCCUCUCUUCAACUUAUCCCCAUCGUCCUACCUUGGGCUGUCGUCCUGGUUCAACCAAUACGCACGAGGCAGCACAUUACUGGGCAAGCAGGAGCUGAGGGCUGUUCUCUCCAAACACGGGCUCAAACCAACCGACAGUGAGCUCCAGUCGAUGAUCGAUGAGGUCUCCGUCGAGAGUAAUGGCAUCGGUUUUCAGGCCUUCAUUGAUCUGACCAGUGAAUUUAUGGAUUACAGGGACCAGGAGAAAGAAUUGGCAGAAGCAUUCAGAAUAUAUGAUCGCAGUGGUUCCGGUGAAAUUUCCAAAGAAGACCUUGAAUACUGCCUGAACAAGAUGGGCAACAAGAGCGCGUCAGUGGACUCUAUCAUUGCAGAGGCUGACAAAAAUAAUGAUGGCAAGAUCCAAUAUGACGAGUUCGUUGAUUUGAUGAAAGGUCUGUAAACCACGUGAUCACUGCAUGUCGACCCAAUACAUAAUUGAUAUGGACAUUUUGUUUUAUGUACCCCUCUUGAGACAUCUUGAUUCCCAAGAUUUUAGUUGCGAAUCAUGAACAAUUUAUUGAGUCACGUGCUUCAAUUAUUUUCACACAUUGCAAAAGAUUUUACACAAUAUAAUUUUGGAAACGUUUCUGCAAGGGUUAACUUGGUCAACACUUACCAUUUGACAUUCAUACAUAAUGAGACAUUUGACCUGCAUAAGCGCCUGAGUUGUUAUUCCCUU
Owenia fusiformis is the source of this 823-nucleotide messenger RNA. NCBI's taxonomy places the organism in Eukaryota, Metazoa, Annelida, Polychaeta, Sabellida, Oweniidae. The record is from the annotation of a GenBank genome assembly.